Molecule: messenger RNA, 1782 nt
Organism: Plasmodium fragile
Lineage: Eukaryota; Apicomplexa; Aconoidasida; Haemosporida; Plasmodiidae
Product: flap endonuclease 1
Exons: 1
Coding region: 1-1782 (593 amino acids)
Molecular function (GO): 5'-flap endonuclease activity; DNA binding; 5'-3' exonuclease activity
Source: RefSeq, a predicted model, not a curated record
AUGGGAAUUAAAGGCUUGACGAAGUUCAUCGCGGACGCAGCGCCGAACGCAAUUAAGGAGAUAAAAAUUGAGAACCUGAUGGGGAGAGUGGUGGCCAUCGAUGCGUCCAUGUCUUUGUACCAAUUUAUAAUAGCCAUAAGGGACUCUGAGCAGUAUGGAAAUUUGACGAACGAGUCUGGGGAAACGACUUCACACAUAUCGGGGCUCAUGUCGAGAAGCAUAAAGCUCAUGGAAAACGGCCUGAAGCCGAUCUACGUGUUUGACGGAGCUCCCCCUGAGCUGAAAGGAUCCGAGUUAGAAAAAAGAGGAGAGAAAAGACAAAAGGCAGAAGAAUUAUUAAAGAAAGCUAAAGAGGAAGGAAAUUUAGAAGAAAUCAAAAAACAAAGUGGAAGGACAGUAAGGGUUACGAAAAAGCAAAAUGAAGAAGCAAAAAAAUUAUUAACACUAAUGGGAAUCCCAGUUGUGGAAGCCCCAUGCGAAGCAGAAUCACAGUGUGCCUUUUUAACCAAGUACAAUUUAGCGCACGCAACAGCCACGGAAGACGCAGACGCAUUAGUGUUUGGAACCAAAAUCCUAAUUCGAAAUUUAAAUGCCAAUGCAUCAUCAUCCAAUCAAAACAAAAAUAAAAACUCGAGUAAAAGAGGAUACAUACUAACCGAAAUUAACCUCGAGCAAGUAUUAAAAGGAUUAAAUUUAAGCAUGAACGAGUUUAUCGAUUUCUGCAUCCUGUGUGGCUGCGAUUAUUGUGACACCAUCAAAGGAAUCGGGUCCAAGACGGCUUACAAUUUAAUAAAGGAAUAUAAUAGCAUUGAGAAAAUUAUAGAAAAUAUUGACAAGGACAAGUACCAAAUUCCUUCCAACUUCCGCUUUGUAGAAGCUAGGGAUUCUUUUAUUAACCCUAAAGUUUUGUCUAAAGAGGAAAUUAAAAUUGAUUGGUGUGAACCUAAAAUUGAAGAAUUAAAAGAGUUCCUAAUCAAGGACUACAAUUUUAACGAAGUUAGAGUUACCAAUUAUAUUAACAGAUUGUUGAAAGCGAGGAAAGUAACCACUCAGAGACGCCUAGACAACUUUUUUACCGCCUGCACGAAGAAGAGCACCAAACUCAUCAUUGAGGAAAGUCAAAGUCAGAAGGAGGUGAAGACAAAGAGGAAGGGAAAGAAAAGGGACGCACCGAACGACAGCACUACGAAACUCAACUCCAAGCAGAAUAAGAAGCCCAAGGCGGAAAAGGAAACCAAAACGGAGCAGAACGACGAAGACGCCCAUAAUGGGGACGAUAACGAGGAGGAAGGGGGAGGAGAAGGAACUGCCGACAUGGCCGCGAAAGACCCCUUUGACACCGAGGAAGAGGAGGACAACCCUAGCCCUAACUUCUUCCACCACAAAUCCGACUCCGAAUCAGGUAAUAUAAAAAAAGAAAAUACGGAGCAGGAUGGAAGCGCCGCCACAAUGGGUGAUGCGUAUAACUGCUCCAAUGGAAAGGACAUAUUAGAAAGUAACGUACACCUAAGUAGCAAUAUCACCCUACACAGUUUUAACAAUGUGAACAGUGACCAGGCAGUCAACGAGAGCAUGCACGUCGUAGGUAGUAGUGCCCCCGAGGCAGGCACCAACCAUGUAGGCAGCGGUGAUCAGUUCACUCCGAACGUCGCCAAUUGUGUGAAUACCGACGCUGAUAAAACUCAGCCCGAAAUGAAAAAAAAAAACAUUUUAUUUUUGCUGCCCUAUUGCCCCAAGAAUGUUACUAAUGUGAAGAAGAGGAAAUCCGUUCAGCGUUGUUAA